Messenger RNA from Paramuricea clavata, 2759 nucleotides. The record is from the annotation of a GenBank genome assembly. Lineage: Eukaryota; Metazoa; Cnidaria; Anthozoa; Malacalcyonacea; Plexauridae.
CGAAAUGUUGAAACACGUACAGUUUUAAGCAACGUUAAUACAAUGCGAUUAAUCGUGCUGAUUUUAGGUUCGCUACAACAAUAAUUAGAAAACAUGACUACACGUAGGCAUUAUCUGACGAUGUCAUCAACCGAACAGCAAGUCGUCACAACGAUGUUGGGUGAUGUCGGACAGGCUUGGACGUGCCUUUACACAUAGUAUAUACCAUACACAUGUAUAUACCAGGAUGAAACAAUACUGUUAUACGGAGAUGGCUAACAACCAACAGAAAAACAGAGACAUUUUGGUGGGAAAAAAAGAGAUCGCUUACAAGGGCUAAAUAGCUGAAUAAAUUAACUAACGGAUGCCUGACGCGUAUGGAUGGAUGUGUGGAUACGACUGGGGAUAAAAGUUGAUAACGUCUUUAUCAUCGUUUCGUCAUGAAUCACACCCCAGCUUUCAUUUUCAACAUGAAUCACAGCGCAGUCGUCGUAUAUACAGCUGGCAACCAUAACAUCGCAGUUUAUUUGGUAAGUUCUAUUUGUUUGCUUAUAGAUAGCACCUGCAAAGUUUUUCAAUGUGGACGUAUAGAUGUUUUUCGCAUGUUUACUUCUACUGAAAAUAUAUUUUAGUCCUCAAUGCGAAUGAAAAGAGUCCUCUAAUAUCCGCAAAGCUCUGAUCGAACGAGGAGAACAACAUAUAGACCAUUUUAUAUUACACAACUUUUGCCUAAAACUGUCGCAUGCAACCUGCUUACAACUCGAAUUGUACUGUGUAAAUCAAACAUACAACUCGCUUACGUUGUUGUAGGUGAGUUGUGUGUUUGAUUUACACAGUACAACUCAAGUUGUAAGCGGUUUGCCUGCGACAGUUUUAGGCAAAAGUUGUGUGGUGUAAAUCGGCCUUAUGAAAGUACCAGCUUAUAAGCUGAGCACACGCGAACGAGAGUGGCAACUCUCAUCAACUUUCGGCCUUGCUUGGCCGAGGUUUAAUAUACAUAGAAAUGAGCAUAGGUAAAGCCAAAGUAUCGUGAAUUCUAACUAGGAUGUUUGUAUCAUGCAAAAUAGAUUUGCAAUAAUAUCCAAACUUAUAUAAUCAUAUAACUGUAUUUUUUUAACUCAGAUGGUUAGCUAUAUAUUAUACAUUAACAUUAUAAUUAACGACUUAAUAUUGCAGUUUUUAUGUAUAAGACAUAAAAUUAUGUGGUACUCAAGGGCAUGUAGGUACUAAACUUCCCGCCAAAGCACAUUUCAAUUUAAUUCUAUUUUGUGUUCACAAUUCAAUCUAAAUGUUACGUAUAAAGUUAAUUUCCCAUUCAACAGAUAUAUUUAAGACCAUAUAUUAUUCUAUAUUUAUCCAAUGUUUAGAAAAUAUUAAACAGCAUUGUAUAAAUUUAUUUUCUGAAAAACAUUCCUUUACCUCAGCUGAACAGAUUAUUAAUAAAUGACAGUAUACUGUGAAAAGUUUAAAAUAAAGAAUAUAAGAUUGCCAUUUCCUAUGGCUGCAGUGAAAAUGUAACACAUAAAACAUUACUGAACAAUUUAACAAUUGACCUGUUUUUUGCAUUAGUUGCUUAAAGACAAAAUUUAAAGUCUAAUACUUAUUUCCCCACAACAAGCUAUAAUAAAAUUGAAGGAUAUAAUAAAAUUAUACAGAUGCAGAAUACAAUAAAAAUUAACAUCUAUAUGUAAAGGCUCCUAUUGCUUCACUAAAAGAUAAGUGCAUUUUAUUCCAUUCCACAGGUUUGAAGAUUUGGUAUUGCCUAGUUAUAUUAUCAGUUGCAAAGGCACAUUGCACUAAACCUUCCCAAAGCUAUUUAUUAAUACAUAGAGUUAAGAUCAGAAGAUUCUGUGAUGAUAAUUGGGUAACUGCAUGAUACCCAAAAUUCCCUAUUCAAGGUGCUAUUUUUGUUCCAUUCAGCCCAAAGAGGUCCAGGUUAAAUCAGCCAAAGGUCCUGAUUAGAACUCUCCAUGUUUGAUGUAUAGAUUUCAAAUGACUCAUUAUGCUUUUUUUCUUCAGCAGAUCACACAGAAUAUUGUGAAAAAUCAACAAAAUCAGUCACAAAAUGGCUGGUUAUGAAGGCUGUGGAAGUCCCACCCCAAGUGAGCACGAACACAAUGACGAUAAAAACGAAGACAACAUUACGGAACAUGAAGAAGAGGCGCAAGAGGACAAUGAUACUCAAGCGGAUGAAACGAUGAAUGACGGUGAACCAAACGAGAGUUCCCCACAAGACAACAACGACAUGAACCCUGGGAAUGAAGCAGAUAGCGCACAAGGCUUACCAGAGAGUGAAGAUGCUGAAAUGGCACAACCAGCACACGUUGGAUCAGAUUCUGACAUCAUGGCGCACGACCCAGAUGCUGAUCUUGAUUUAGAAGAGUUGUUAGGUGGUAUGAUUGUUGCAGUACUUGAUUAUGACAAUGGACAGAUGGAGUUGCUGGUGAUGUCUAUUGAUUCAACUCCAGCAACCCCAGAACUUUAAUUUCAUAAUAUAUUUAUACAUGCGCUAGCUUAGUUAAUUACUGUAAGCUAAUAAUUACUCUCAGACUGUGUCAAUAACGUUUACUGGUCAUGGACUACAGAAAUUGGAUAAUGUAAAACAGGGAACAGUAACUUUCUAUCAGGUUAUGUGUCACUAAUAAUUAGCUGGCUUAAGUUUCGAAAAAUUAAUAAAUGUUCUCUUGAGAAUAUGCCGUUUGGGUGUAUUUUGUAUCGUAAAAGAGCUACCAUACACUUGUCUGUCUUUGCGUGAUAAUUUAAUGCAUGUAGUCAUCCAC